AUGCGACCCCAUGAAACUGGGAGCCCCAACGCUCAACGGCAGCUCGUGCACAGGCCUGUCUGCGACGCUACUGCCCCCACACGGAGUGCCUCCAGAUCCGCUUGCGUUGGAAUCUCUACAGAUGCGGAGGACUGCAAGACUAACAGCAGAUCGUGCAAAGGCGAAGGCAGCAGCAGCGGGUUGGCUCUUCGCGAUGCCGACUUUCUGCGGCGGGUUUCGAAGUGGCUGUUGCUGCAGUCCGUUCUAGGGAUCAACACGCAUCCUACUACCGAGCAGCUCUUGCAGCAGCAGCACCAGCUGGGGCAGGAACGGCGAAACUUGCGUUUGAGCUCUAUAGAGGACUUGCAGCGAAGAUAUGCGAGCUUGUCUCCUUGUUCAGCGGCGACGGCAGUCGACGCAGCCGGCCCCCAGGCGCAACCGCACGAAGCUGCAUGCGGCAGAAUUACCAGCAUACGAAAUGGAGGCGCGUUCUUCGACAUAUCGCCUCUAAACGACCCCAACGGAGCUGUUAAGCUCCAGAUGGCGAUGGCAUGGAAUGCAUGCAGCCUUGUCGAGGGGGAUCUUGGAGCGUUUCGAGCAGCCGGCGCUUGCGAGGGAGGGACCUCCAGGUGCUCAGUGCAGCACCUGCUGCCGCUGCUUGAUCUAGGUGAUGUGGUGCUCGUCAGAGGCAUUAUGAGAAAGACUUUGCGCGGCGAGCUGACGGUGGAUUUAUCGCAUGGCUUCCAGAGAGGGUCGCAUGCACCGCUGCAGCCUCUCGUGCUGCUGGCGAAGCAGCUGCUCCCGCCGGAAGCAGUGGGGUUUCUGCAGCAGUCUCCCGCCAGCGCUGCUAUUGCUACAGCCCGCUUGCUGUUACUGCAACAUAUAGCAGACGUAGGACCAGCGUCUGUUUGCGCUGCUGCCCUCCAGGAGAAAGAUCGGCUGCAGCAGCAGCAGCCUCAGGAGAGCAGCCGCAACCCUUGGCUACCGCAACUGCUGCUGGUGCAGCGGUAUUUGGGUCGGCUGCAGCAGCAGCUGCAACGCUCACGCGAGCAGCAGCAGCAGGAGCAGCAACAGCAGGAGCAGGAGCAUCAGCAGCAGGAGCAGCAUCAGCAGGAGCAGCAGCAGCAGGAGCAAAAGGAGCAGCAACAGCAGGAGCCUCAAAUGCCACAGCCUGCCUGGGAUGGCGAUAACGAAGCAGAAGAUCAGCACCAGCUGCACGAGAGCAGCAGUGGAAUUCGCAAUGUGUCCCUUUUACUGCAAAAUCCUGAAAGACGGCGACUGCUUCGGGGUCGCAGCGCCAUAAUUAAGGCCGUGAGAUCUUUGCUUGAUGGCGAAGGGUUCCUCUCCGUCGAUACUCCCUGUCUCCUACGCAUGCAGCAGCAGCAGCAGCGCCAGCAGCAGCAGCCACCGCAGCAGCGGCACCGGCGGCAGCAGCAGCAUCUCUCUGCUGCUGCUGCUCCUCCUCCUAGCAGCGAAACAGUCCGCCUUUUCGCCUCUCAGCUGAACGCGACGAAGGCAGGUGUUGUGCUGCGUCAAGCCCCCGAACUGAACCUCAAGAAACUGGUGAUUGCUGGCGUCUCUGAUAAGCUGUACGAGAUCGGCCGCUGCUUUCGGAACGAAGGCAUUUCUUGGCGGCAUCACUUCGAAUUUACGUCUCUUGAGGUUUACGCCGUCCUUCACACUGCCGCAGACAUGCGCCGCCUUACCCAGAUGCUGCUUGCUGCUGCUGCUGCUGCUGCUUCUGCAUUGGGGUUCGCGUCUGCAGGAUUAGCAGCCGCAGCAGACAAGGCGCCAUCAGCUGGAACUACACCUGGGGGCAUGCUGCCUCGGGAGCUUGAGGGUAGGGGUAUUUUCAAGUCGGUGAACUGGGCGACCCCCUUUCAGGAGAUUGCCUACUUUGACGCAAUCAAGACUUAUACCGGGAUCGAGUUGCAGAAUCUGCGUCACGAAGAGGCCCUGCGGCAGGCGGAAGAAUUACUGAGGCAGCAACAGCAACACCAGGAGCCGCUGCCUUCUCGCUGCGUUCUGAGCAAGGAACAUCUAUCUGCAUUUCUGUUCAAGCGUUUUGUAGAACCCCGUUUGCUUCAGCCAACCCACGUGCUGCACCCCCCCCUCCUCCUGUCACCGCUGGCAGCCCCAGCAGCACCUCCUCCAGCAGCAGCAGGAAGCGCCUCAGCAUGGCCAGUACCGCUCGCUGAAAGGUUUGAAACAUAUGUAGGGGGCAUGGAAAUUGCGGACGGCUACGCCGAGCUGGCGUGUCCAUCUGAGCAGCGGAGGAGACUCGCAGCUCAGACCGCCAAGCUCCAGUCGCUAGACACAGAGACAGCCGCAGCGAACGCAGAGGAUUUUGUGGACUGUCUGGCACUAGGGCUCCCCCCGACUGCAGGCUUGGGGGUUGGCAUAGACCGCCUAGUGCAGCUGUUAAUGGGGGUUGCCUCUAUCCGCGAUGUGAUGUUUCUGCCUACUGCGGCCUAG
Messenger RNA from Cyclospora cayetanensis, 2454 nucleotides. RefSeq lists its product as uncharacterized. The transcript has 8 exons. Gene Ontology annotation, biological process: lysyl-tRNA aminoacylation. The coding region runs from base 1 to 2454 and encodes 817 amino acids. Gene Ontology annotation, molecular function: lysine-tRNA ligase activity; tRNA binding; ATP binding. NCBI's taxonomy places the organism in Eukaryota, Apicomplexa, Conoidasida, Eucoccidiorida, Eimeriidae. Gene Ontology annotation, cellular component: cytosol. The record is from RefSeq and is a predicted model, not a curated record.